This is a messenger RNA of Endocarpon pusillum Z07020, 1332 nucleotides long. RefSeq lists its product as uncharacterized. Gene Ontology annotation, molecular function: zinc ion binding; oxidoreductase activity. NCBI's taxonomy places the organism in Eukaryota, Fungi, Ascomycota, Eurotiomycetes, Verrucariales, Verrucariaceae. The transcript is spliced from 2 exons. The coding region runs from base 1 to 1332 and encodes 443 amino acids. The record is from RefSeq and is a predicted model, not a curated record.
AUGAAUACAUUUGUCGCCAAUAAGGCUGAAGAGAAGCUCGGUGACCGACCCACCGUUACCACCAAUAAAUCGAAGUACCGUCAAAAUGAAACGAUGCUUGCGCUUCGUUGGCAUGGUAGCCGAGAUGUUCGUGUCGAAGAAGUCCCUGUGCCUGCCAUCACAGAGCCCAAGGACGUAAUCUGCAAAGUCACAGGUACGACGGUGUGUGGUAGCGACCUGCAUCUGUACCAUAAGGAGAUUAUGCAGUUGCAGAAGGGCGAGAUUCUGGGCCAUGAGUGGAUGGGCAUUGUCGAUGAGGUCGGGAGCGAGGUAAAGAAGUUUAAGAAGGGUGACCGAGUUGUCGCCAGCUUCCAGAUCGCUUGCGGCGAAUGCUCCUUCUGCAAGGAAGGCCUGUCCAGUAUGUGCGAUCGCACAAACUCCUCCAGGCUCCAAGAAAAGUUGUAUGGGAAGCCAUUUGCUGGCUUGUUUGGCUAUUCGCACUUCGCUGGCGGUUUCGAUGGUGGUCAAGCUGAGUACGUUCGUUGUCCUAUCGCCGAUGUCAAUCUUCUCAAAAUUCCGGACUCUGUUCCCGAUGAAAAAGCAUUAUAUCUCAGCGAUAUCGUCCCUACCUCGUAUCACGCCACCAUAUGCGCAGACGUCAAAGAUGGCAAGAGCGUUGCAGUCUGGGGUCUUGGUCCUGUCGGAUUGUUCUCAUGCAAGUGGAGUAAGCUCGCAGGUGCUAGACGCGUGAUUGCCAUUGAUCGUGUGCCUGCUCGUCUCGCUCUGGCAAAGAAAAUGGGCUGCCAUGUCAUCAACUUCGACGAGCAGUCGGAUGUCGUCAGUCAGAUCUACAAACUCGAGCCGGAAGGUGUCGAUUGUUGCAUUGACGCCGCAGCUUUCAGGUACACGAAAGGGCUACUGCACACAGUCGAGCGUACAAUGGCCCUCGAAACGGAUAGCAGUGAGACUCCUAACGAGAUGCUACGAGCCGUUCGCAAAUUCGGGACAAUCUCCCUGGUGGCUGACUACGCCGCCAUGACGAACCAAUUCCUCAUUGGAGCGUUGAUGGAGAAGGGUGUUACGAUGCGUGGCUGUGGACAAGCACCUGUACAGAAAUAUUGGCAUGAAUUGCUUGAGAAGAUUGAGAGCGGGGAAUUCGAUCCCACGAUCAUUUUGUCCCAUCGAUUCAAGGUCGACGAAUUCAGUGAACUUUACGAUGCUUUCGACAAGAAGGAGCAUGGAAUUAUCAAGACGUUCGUGCAGACCAGAUUUUCCAAACCACCGAGCAAGGGUACACCACAGUUGAGCAGUUUCAAGGCGGGCGAUAUCAAGCCAAGUGCCGUUGCCACGUAG